AUGAUGAUGUCCGAUCUUUCUUUGGAUUUGGUAGAGGAAAUACUCUCUAGGGUUCCAGCCACAUCUCUCAAACGAUUACGAUCUACUUGCAAACUAUGGAACGCUUUAUUUAAAAACCCGGGAUUUACCAAGAAGCAAUUUCUUAAAGCACCAAAGGAGUCACUGGUUCUCAUGUUGAAGGAGUAUAGCGUUUGUCCAAUGAUCGCCAAUCUCAGCGUUUCUGCUCCGUCUAUAGAGUUUAAAGGUGCACUUAACCUAAAGAAUUAUCCUCCUUAUUCAGAAGAAGUCGAUAUACAUGAAGCUUGUCACUGUGAUGGUUUAUUGCUAUGUACAACUAUGGACUAUAGAAUAGUGGUUUGGAACCCGUGUUUGGGGGAAACAAGGUGGAUCCGAUGGCCCAAAAACAUUUACUCUAGGUUUGCUCUAGGAUACGAGAAAAACAAAUAUGGCCGUAUCUACAAAAUCUUGAGGUGUUGGGAUCGUCACAAUUCACCAACUGGCCGAGUUGAUGAGUUUGAAAUCUAUGAGUUUAGCUCUGAUUCAUGGAGGGUUCUUGAUCUCGUCGCUCUUGAUUGCCACAUAGCAUCACAUAUUGGCGUUUCUUUCAAGGGAAAUACUUAUUGGCUUGCGUCUGAUAAAAAAGACAAAUAUGGACUCUUGCUUUGCUUCGAUUUUACAACAGAAAGAUUUACGCGUCUGUGUCUUCCACCAUCUCAGGAUGUGUCUAAGAUGGCUCUAUCAGUUGUUGGAGGAAAACAACUCUCACUGUUAAGUCAAAGUGAUAGUACAUCAAAGAUAAUGGAGAUGUGGGUGACCAAUAUUAUUGAAGAUGUACUGAUGUGGAGCAAAUCUUUUACCGUGGAUAUACCCAUUCGCGGUGAUUAUUGUCCGUAUUUGACGAGUUAUCUAGUCGACGAAGAAAAGAAAGUGGCUGUGUGUUAUAAUGAAAAUUUUGAGAAAAGCAACAAGAAAGUAUACAUUAUUGGAGAGGACAAUGGAUACUACACAGAAAUCCCUUUAGUAGAAUCUAGUUACCAAGUGUGGGGAUAUCCAAUUAUUUUCAAUUAUGUUCCAAGUUUGGUUCAAAUCGAGGAAGGUGGAUGCAUUAUAAAAGAAUGA
Molecule: messenger RNA, 1119 nt
Organism: Arabidopsis thaliana (thale cress)
Lineage: Eukaryota; Viridiplantae; Streptophyta; Magnoliopsida; Brassicales; Brassicaceae
Product: F-box and associated interaction domains-containing protein
Exons: 1
Coding region: 1-1119 (372 amino acids)
Source: RefSeq, marked reviewed